AAUGCAAGUCGAUAAACAGCUUAAUGAAUGCAUGAAAAGUGCCUCUCUUUGUAGACUUUCAUGCAAUAGGACAGACCUAUUAACAGAGUCGUUAAAUUGUUUGACAUUCUAUCGAUUAGAGGAAGAUGAUGAUGAAAUCCCAUUAUCUAAAACUGAAAACUUAUCGAGUGGAGUAGUAUUAAAAAGAUGGCCAAAUCAUACAGAAAUUACCAUAAAAUGUUCUCCUAUUUGUCAGAUUGAGGCAAUUGAUAUUCUCUCUAGUCAUAUUUAUUGUGAAAUAUUUGAUCAAGAAGACUGCUAUGUCACGACCGAUACAGGAACAGAAUUACAACAAGAAGGCAAAUAUCCAUUAUUUUUGAAACAGUAUACUUUUCCAACUACUGUUCGAAACUGUCGAAUUAAGCUAAUAGAAAAUGCCAAGCAGAAUGAUGGCGUGUGGAUUCAUUCUUUUCAUUUAACCCUUGUGAAAAUAGAUUCCCCUAUUUCCCAAAACAAAUCGAUGCCGAAUGUUCAAAACAUUCUAGCAGACAAUCAACAGCAAUUGCAAAAUUUUAUUGGAGUAAAUGGAGAUAUAGGGCAAUUGAUUAAUCAAUUCCAGCAAAUGAUGUCCUCCAGCUCUAAGGAAAGUGAUGAAUCAAUUAAGAAAACAGAAGAGAAAAAAACUGAUCACGAGGAUGUUAUUAAUAAAACAAAAGCAGAAGAAAAGAAUGUUGACAAUAUAAUGGCUAGAAUAGAUGUAUUAAUGGAAGAGAAAUUUAAAGUUUUCAGCGAACGUCUCGAAGAUAGACUGUCUUCAUUCGAAGAUCAUCUCGUUGCAAAAUUGACUCAAGCUUUACAUAAUUCUAAGAGCAGCAAUACUAAAGAGACCUAA
This is a messenger RNA of Dimorphilus gyrociliatus, 871 nucleotides long. The record is from the annotation of a GenBank genome assembly. Lineage: Eukaryota; Metazoa; Annelida; Polychaeta; Dinophilidae.